GGGCGGGGCUCGGCGGCCCGGCAGGUGCGCGUGUGGGGAAGGGGGUCUUCGGCCCCUCUCGGCGCUCGCCGGGCCCCUCGGAGCUUCCCGGGUCCGCGGCGCUCGCUGCUCAGUCAGUCCCGCCGUAACCUGCGGCUGAGGCCGGACGCCGGCGCGGUAAGAGGUGGAUUGAAUACCCUCUAAGAUACCUCCUGAGUCUCCAUAGCAACAGUGUAGAAAUCACAAAUGUCGACAAACGAUGGAAGAUCCAGGAAUCGGGACAGGCACUACGAUGAGGUCCCAGGGGACUUGGCCUAUCAAGAUGGCACCAUAAGAACCCUCCAGACUCUUCAUGACAGUGAGCUGGCUGUGAGCGCUGAUCCUUUGCCACCACCCCCUCUCCCAUUACAGCCACCAUUCGGCCCCGACUUCUACUCAAGUGACACAGAGGAACCGGCCAUAGCACCAGAUCUCAAACCCGUGAGGCGCUUUGUCCCCGAGUCCUGGAAGAACUUCUUCAGAGGGAAGAAAAAGGACCCGGAAUGGGAUAAGCCAGUGUCAGACAUCAGAUACAUCUCCGAUGGAGUGGAAUGCUCACCUCCAGCCUCUCCAGUAAGACCAAAUCACCGUUCACCCGCCAACUCCUGCCAAGAUACUUGUGGAGGGUCAGAAGGAACCUGUAAUUCCCGGAAAGACGCUGAAGCGAUGCUUCCCCAGGAUCCCUAUGGAUCUCUAGGCCGACACACACAAACAGCUCGAACAUACAGCGAGAAGAUGGAAGAGUAUAACCUGAGGUAUUCCUACAUGAAGUCGUGGGCAGGCCUGCUGAGAAUUCUGGGUGUGGUGGAGCUGCUCUUGGGGGCCGGCGUCUUUGCUUGUGUCACAGCGUACAUUCACAAGGACAGCGAGUGGUAUAACAUGUUUGGAUAUUCACCAUCUAACGCCAUGGGAGGCAUUGGUGGCCUGGGCAGUAUAUAUGGGGGCUAUUACUACAGUGGCCCCAAAACCCCUUUUGUACUUGUGGUUGCUGCUUUAGCUUGGAUCACCACCCUUAUUAUUCUGGUUCUUGGCAUGUCCAUGUAUUAUCAGACCAUUCUUUUGGACUCUAACUGGUGGCCCCUAACUGAAUUUGGAAUUAACGUCGCCUUGUUUAUCUUGUAUAUGGCUGCAGCCAUAGUCUAUGUGAAUGAUAUCAACCGAGGCGGACUGUGCUACUAUCCAAUAUUUAAUACACCAGUGAAUGCGGUGUUCUGCCGGGUGGAAGGAGGACAGAUAGCAGCAAUGAUCUUCUUGUUUAUCACCAUGAUUGUUUAUCUCAUUAGUGCUUUGGUUUGCCUAAAGUUAUGGAGGCAUGAGGCAGCUCGGAGACACAGGGAAUACAUGCAACAACAGGAGAUAAGUGAGCCAUCAUUGCCAUCAAAAAGGAAAAUGUGUGAAAUGGCCAUCGGUGGUGACAGACAGAGAGACCACGAAGUUCAUUUCAAAGAACUGAGAUCAACAAAAAUGAAAACUGAAGUACUGAGUGGACACAUCCCCCCAGGCCACAUUCCUAAACCUAUCGUGUUGCCGGACUACGUGGCAAAAUACCCUGUGAUUCAGACGGAAGAUGAACGAGAACGCUAUAAAGCUGUGUUCCAAGACCAGUUUUCAGAGUACAAAGAGCUUUCUGCAGAAGUUCAGGCCGUCCUGAGGAAGUUUGAUGAGCUGGAUGCAGUGAUGAGCCGACUGCCGCAUCAUUCGGGCAGCCAGCAGGAACAUGAGAGAAUUUCACGAAUCCAUGAAGAGUUUAAGAAAAAAAAGAAGGAUCCUACAUUUCUGGAAAAAAAAGAACGCUGUGAUUAUCUAAAGAAUAAACUUUCUCACAUAAAGGAAAGAAUUCAAGAAUAUGAUAAAGUAAUGAAUUGGGAUGUACAAGGUUAUUCUUAAACCUUAUUUGAAACCACUUUUUUAAUAACAAACCUAACUAUUUAUUUACUGGGGUUUUUUUUAUGUUUGUCUCUGUGAUAGAGAAGCAAGUGUUUCCUGAAUCAGACUCUAGUUGGUUUAGCUGGUAUGCAAUCUUAAAACAGUAUAAUUUCACUCCAGACAUUUCAAAACAAAUUCAAAUUUACUAAGAAUGAAAGAGAUCCUGUAGUCAUCUGUGUACAAUUUACAUUCAUAUUGUUGAAAUUAUAAGUGAUUUAGAGACCUUAUCCUUGUGGUAUGAUGAGCAAGUAGAAUAUCAAUUCUGGUGCCGAGAAUGUGUCAAUUCUGGUGCUGUAGAAUAUCAAUAUUUUCUUUUUACUCAGGCCAGUUCCUAAGAUUUUUCUAGGACAAAUUUCCUAGCCAAAGGUGUCGUUUCUUUCCUUGAAAAGGGUUUGAAUCCAACAUGAACAUUUUCAAGCCCUAUGAUCUUGGGGCAAGUUGCUUAAUCUCUCUGUACCUCCAUUUCCUCAUCUGUAAAAUGGGGCUAAUAAUAGUACCUACCUCAUAGGGUGUUAUGAGGAUAAAAUGAGUUAAUAUUUGUAAAAUACUUACAACAGAGUCUGGCACAUUAUAAGCACCACGUCAGUGUUUGUAGAAUCUGUAGAAGUGUUUGAAAUGAAUAAACUACUUACCUAGAAUACGCGUUAAGUCCGGAGGAAAGGUCCUUGAUGAGCAGGUCCAGCCAGCUUACCAAAAGGCCAUGUGUCUCGUGACUUUCUUUUUGUCUGUUAAUAACUCUAACCACACAUAGCCUUAAGCAGAUGCUUCCCCGUGGUUCUUUGCCCCUUGGGGUCCAACACAGCCUUCCCAUCUUUUAUCAGUAUCACUGUCCACAUAUACCUCCACAUCCCCACAGCCCAGCCAUUCCUGUCUACAUCACAUCACACAGAAGGUUGUGUGAACGUUGUUGCCUUCCCCAUCCUGUUUGGAUAUCCGUCCUAGGGCCCCAUGGCGUUCCAUUUACUUAGAAUCUCCGUUUCAUUUAUUGGGAUGCUUCAUCUUCCCAAGGAUUAUCUUGGCUUUGGGCUUUAUUCAUGAGAAAUGUUUUUAUUAGUAUGAACAAUGAACUGCCUAAAAAAUGUUUUUAAAAAAUCAUUGCUACUGGAUCCUAUUCACAGCAUCUACCUUGUUGAUAAUUUCACAGGGGUAGAAAUACAAUUUCUGAUUAAUAGCGCUGCCAUUCAAACAGUUGAUAUUCAAAGAACUUUUCUAAAGUGAUGAAACCAAAGAAAAAUCUGUGAACAAGCAGACAGUUAAAAGGGUGUUGGUUACUGAAUGAACUUCCUAGUUUUUCUUUGUCAGUGAAAUCUUAGUGUUCGUUGUUAAUAUUUUAAUUCCAUGGUUCUCAGACUAUGCUUAGGGCCCUAAGAGGUGACACCUAGGGAAGUAUGAGGCCCUCCCUGGAAGCCCCCCAACUAAAACAACUAGAAAACUUUCUGUAUUAGGUAUUGGGGCCCCAUGAUAACGUUUCACUUAAGAGGACCAAUGCUUUGGAAAAAAAGAUGAAAUAAUAUUAUUUUGAUAGCUGUAAAGAGUUAGAUUAAUAUUGAAAUGAAGUGUUAAGGAAAUUUAACUUUGUACAACUUUAUUUUGCUACAACUGUAAAUGUUACUCUUUGAAAACCGAUAUUGUAACACUGGUUUUCAAAUUUUUUAUGUCAAUAUCUAGGCAUAUUAAAGUUUUAGU
Molecule: messenger RNA, 3630 nt
Organism: Rhinolophus ferrumequinum (greater horseshoe bat)
Lineage: Eukaryota; Metazoa; Chordata; Mammalia; Chiroptera; Rhinolophidae
Gene: MARVELD2
Product: MARVEL domain containing 2
Exons: 8
Coding region: 226-1905 (559 amino acids)
Biological process (GO): bicellular tight junction assembly
Cellular component (GO): cytoplasmic vesicle; apical plasma membrane; bicellular tight junction
Source: RefSeq, a predicted model, not a curated record